Diaporthe amygdali is the source of this 3180-nucleotide messenger RNA. RefSeq lists its product as uncharacterized. Bases 1 to 3180 code for a protein of 1059 amino acids. The transcript has 5 exons. Lineage: Eukaryota; Fungi; Ascomycota; Sordariomycetes; Diaporthales; Diaporthaceae. The record is from RefSeq and is a predicted model, not a curated record.
AUGUCUACAACUACGACUUAUACUAUUGCCUCUCAAGCCCGGGCUCUUCUCUCGCGUGGGACAGCAGACGAGCCCAAGAGGCCAAUCCCAACAAUUGAUGAGCUGAUCAAACGACGUGCUGUUGAGUUGCAUGAUGCGCCUCUGAUCGGAUACCCGAGACAAGGCACAGUCGAUUUUGAGGAGCACAGCGCACGAGCCAUCGACAGAUACGCUGAUGCCGCCGUAGUCAAGCUCCAGCAUCUGGGAUUCAAGGCUGUUGAACCCACCACGGAAAAGCCCCCCGUCAUUGGAAUUUUGGCCCAGUCUGGGUUGCACGUUGUCAUCACCAUUAUCGCACUUUCUCGGCUUGGCUACACAGUAUUCCUUGUAUCCACGAGGCUUGCCAGCCCAGCUCUGGCUCAAUUGCUGCACCUUACUGACUGCAACACUGUCCUCACGACUGAAAAUUUCCACUGGGCUUUGGCAGAGGUCCGAAAAGAAAGGGCGUUGCUGGAAUGGAAGCCAAUUUUGGUCCAUCUAGAUUACUACGGUGUAGAUGCCCCAGUAUUUCACCGGAGCUACGACCCGGACAAAGAGACGAACAAGACAGCUGUCAUUAUCCACUCAUCAGGAUCGACUGGACUGCCAAAGCCUAUUUUCUUGACUCACGAGAACUGCAUCGCAACAUUUGCUGCCAAUCUGAACAUGCGGGCGCUCAUCGCGUCUCCUCUCUUUCACAGUCAUGGUUUCUACGAGACAUUCCGAUCAAUAUACUCUGGCAAACCCAUAUUCCUUGGCAACUAUGCCUUUCCGCUCACAAGGCAGAGUUUGAUGGACAUGGUUGAUACAGUGAAGCCCGAGCUUUUUCAUGUUGUACCUUACAUGGUCAAACUCAUUGCGGAGUCUGAACUGGGGGUGAAAUGCCUUGCAAAAGUGAAAUUAGUUUUGUUCGGGGGGAGCGCCUGCCCCGACGAUCUGGGAGACCGCCUUGUGGCGCAAGGUGUCAAUCUUGUUGCGAAUUACGGCUCAACCGAGAUUGGUCGGGUGAUGAACUCGAACCGAUCGCCUGGUGACUUGGCAUGGAACUACGUGCGAAUGCUUCCUGCGGCAAAAUCACAUGUUCUUAUGGAUGAAGUCAGCCCAGGGCUAUUCGAAUGUGUUGGGCUGGACGGACUCAAAGCAAAAUGUGCUACAAAUUCAGACGAUCCUCCGAAUUCAUUCCGGACAAGAGACCUCUUCAUACCCCACCCCACACGAGAGGGCCUUUGGAAGUACGUCUGCAGACUGGACGACCGCUGCACCUUGAUUAAUGGAGAGAAGGUCCUUCCCAUACCCAUCGAGGGCUGCAUUCGCCAGGACGAAAACGUGAAAGAAGCCUGUGUUUUCGGCGAGCGCAGAAGUUUGCCUGGUGUCUUGGUUAUCAAGGCUGAUAGGGCGUCUCAUGUCCCCGACAGCGAAUAUCUGGAUCGUAUCUGGCCAGCUGUGGAGGCGGCGAAUGCGAGGGCCGAGACGUUUUCCCGCAUUCCCAAAGAGCUCGUGGUCGUUUUGCCGGCUGACACAGGGUACCCGAAGACAGAUAAAGGAACUUUUGUUCGGAUUCCCAUGUACAGACAAUUCGACACUCAAAUCAACGCUGCAUAUGAUGAAUUCAAGAACAAGCAGGGGGGAGGCAACGUUUGUCUUUCGGGAAGCGACUUGGAAGACUUUCUUAUUCACAGAGUAAAUGACCAGCUUGGGGUUGAGAUGACUUCCGCUGAGCAAGAAUUUUUCGCGUCCGGGAUCGACAGUUUGCAAUGCAUGCAGAUAUGGAACCUGAUGAAAAGAGAGCUGGAUCUAGGUGGACGACAGGCCGAGCUUAGCCCGAACGUGAUGUACGAGACGGGAACCGUCAAGAAGCUCGGGCGAUAUUUGACUGCGUUGAGGACGGGAGAGGAGACUGCCGUGGAUGAUGAGUUGGACAAGAUGGAGGAUUUGAUAGCACGCUACUCCUUGUUCAAGCCUCAUGUUGGGAGCGGCUCUGCAGCACCACGGAAAGAAACUGUGCUUUUGACGGGGACGACGGGUGGCCUCGGUGCCCAUGUACUGGCACAAUUGGUCGCAAGACCCAGUGUUGCCGCUGUUUGGAGCAUGGUCCGGGCAGCGGACGACGCCGCUGCCGAUCAGCGGAUCAAGAACUCACUGAAGACCCGGGGGUUGCAACUCAGUCAAGAACAAAUGGCCAAAGUCAUUCCUGUGGCGUGUGAUCUCGGUCGUACAGAUCUAGGAUUGGAUCCUGAAAGGCUCUCCCGGCUGUUGAAUAGUCUCACUUGCUGUAUCCACAGCGCUUGGGCAGUCAACUUCAACAUCCCUGUGCAAAGCUUUGAGAACCAGCACAUCAAGGCCACCCACAAUUUGAUCCAGUUGUGUCUAUCGGUGUCGACUCCGCAACCGGCCUGCUUCUUUUUUUGCUCGUCCGUCUCGGCUGCGGCGGGGAGCCCGCGUCCUGGAACUGUACCCGAAGGCCCAGUAAGCUCCCCUACAUUUGCGCAAAAGACUGGGUACGCCAGAUCCAAAUAUGUGACAGAACAUAUAACGCGCAACGCGAACAAGAGCGCAAAUGCUCCAGCACGAGUCCUUCGUGUCGGUCAGCUUGUGGGUGAUAGCCAAGUAGGGCAGUGGAAUGCCUCCGAAGGGAUCCCCAUGAUGAUACAGACGGCUGUGACUCUGGGGGCUCUUCCUGCUCUUGAUGAGGAAAUGACCUGGCUUCCUGUGGACUACGCUGCGGCAGUAGUGCUCGACCUAGCCAAGAUUCCAAGUGAGGUCGAUGUAACAAUUACAAAAGACCGCAGCACAAUUCGUGAUCCAGAAUUAGUCUACCAUGUUCUUAACCCACAUCGAUUCCACUGGACGAGGGAAAUGAUACCGGCAUUGGCGAAGGCCGGCCUCCAGUUCGAGCUUCUCCCUACUAAUCAGUGGAUGGAUCGACUGAGACAGUCGGAAAAAGAUCCUGUAAAGAACCCUCCGAUCAAGCUGCUCAAUUGGUUCGAAGGGAAAUACGGUUCUGCAGAAAGCUCGUCAAAGACCGAGACGCUUGAAUAUCUGACGAGCGAGACCUUGAAAGCAAGCCCGACACUGGGUGCGCUACCCAAAGUCACAGAUGAGGAAUUCAUUAAGUGCAUGAUUAAUAGGUUGAAGGAGGAUUGGAACGGCAUAGGAAGGUGA